Molecule: messenger RNA, 1416 nt
Organism: Paraglomus occultum
Lineage: Eukaryota; Fungi; Glomeromycota; Glomeromycetes; Paraglomerales; Paraglomeraceae
Source: the annotation of a GenBank genome assembly
AUGGCAGUGAAUCCCGAUACGAAGGCCUGGUUCUUAGACGAAACCAGAGUCAUCGACCAACGCAUUGCAGAAAUUCAAACCAACAUAACUCGCAUCAACGAGCUCCAAAACAAUAUCCUCACUGGUACAUCUAGCCAGCAAGAAGCUACCAAUGCGCGUGAACGAGAAUCGAUAAUGACACACACAAAGUCCAUUUUGUUCGAAGUUAAAGAUAAAAUCAAAACAAUAGAACGCGAAAAUGCUAGAUUACCACGAAAUCAUCCUGAAAUCAAUCUUCGUCGCCAACGACAUGUUCACCUUCGUGAGAAAUUCACCAACGUUCUUGAAGAAUAUCGUGGCAUCGAAGAGGGUUAUCGUCAAAAACAAAAGGAAAGAAUGGCUCGUCAAUACCGCGUGGCCAACCCCAACGCAACACAAGCUGAAAUUGACUCGUAUCUUAAUAAUGUAUCUAAUCAACCCAUUUUCGCUACUAGUCUGGUUCGUACCAGUGAUGCUCGGACAGCAUUGGCAGAAGUGCAGAAACGACACGAUGAUAUCAAACAGAUAGAACAGACAAUUGGAGAACUGGCUGAUUUAUUCAAUGAGAUGCAGUUGUUGGUCGAGGCACAGGAUGAUGUAUUGGUCAACAUUGAAGAGAAUGUUGACGAGACGCUGAUGAAAACGGAACAAGCGAACGAGAAUUUAACUACUGCGACUAUGAGUGCAUUCGCUGCUAGGAAGAAAAAGUGGAUUUGUCUAGGAAUCUCAAUUUUGGUUGCGAUUAUUGUUAUCGCCAUACUUGUAAUUUAUCUCCGUCCAAAAACUGUUAGUCUCACCGGAAUCAUUUAUUUAUACAUGAAAACACCUGAACGAGCACACACACCGGCAAAAUUAUGGCAACGAAUUAAAUUAUCUAAAAAUUAUCAGAAAGCUCUAGAAACUAUCGAUAAAGAGUUGGAAGAUUGGCCAAAUUUUUUAAUACAUAAAUGCAAACAGCGCUUGACGAAGAUUACCCAAUACCUUAUUCGAAUGAGAAAAUUAAGAAAGAAAGAGGGGCCCGAGUUAAUUCCUGUAAGAAAAAAACUCGAUCGUCGAGAGGCAACUCGUGAGCGUAAAGCAGAGGCGGCAGCAAGACUAGACAAGGCUAUUGAGAAAGAAUUAAUACACCGGUUGAGAUCAAAAGCAUAUGGUGAUGCUCCUUUAAACGUGAAUGAGGACGUUUGGAGAAGCGUGCUCGAGGGAGAUGAGAUUGCGGUUGAAGACGAUGUCACAAGCGAGAGCGAAGUAGAAGAUCUGGUUGAGGAUGAGCGUGAAUUCGUGUCAGAUGUUAGUGACGACGAAUCAGUUGAUGACAUAGAAGAUAUGCUGAACGAGAUGUCUGAAGACGAAGAUGACGACAAUAUUAUGACAGAAUGUGUAGAAUUAGAAUACGAAUAA